Molecule: messenger RNA, 2183 nt
Organism: Drosophila busckii
Lineage: Eukaryota; Metazoa; Arthropoda; Insecta; Diptera; Drosophilidae
Product: transmembrane protein 68
Exons: 4
Coding region: 759-1778 (339 amino acids)
Cellular component (GO): membrane
Molecular function (GO): acyltransferase activity
Source: RefSeq, a predicted model, not a curated record
CCAUAUGCAUGUGUGCGAAAAGUGCAGCAUGAGAACAGCUGAGCGAUAUCGAUAGAUGAGUGCCAGCUCUAAAAUGAAAACAAAUAAAGCUCGUGCAAUAAUUUUUGACUCAGCAGCUAGUAUAGUAUUAUUAACAAACAGAGCUGUGGACACAAGGCACGCCGCACUGCAAGCACAAGCAUAAGCACGAUGAGCCAGACGCUGCUCGGCCACAGUUGUCUAUAAAGGCAGCGGAUUGACGGACGGAUGGCCGGACGAGCAGCAUAGCAAACGUCAACAAAACAACAAUUGUCACAAUAGAACAUGAAUUAGGAAUUAAUUAAAAAGGCAAAUGUAACAAACUGAAGUACUUCAAAUACGUACUACGUACAUAAAUAAAUGUUAAACGCAACCCAGCAAGCGAUGCCCACCUCUUAUUGCAAAUGAGCAGCAGUAAUGAGUUGCCUGCGUAUAAUUCAAGGCAGAAGCAACAAUAACAAUAUUAACAACAACGACAACGUCAACGGGAACAGUAAUAGCAAGCAAACAAACAAAAUAAAAAUAAGCGCUGAGGGCGAAAGGCAGCUGCUACGAAAGCGACAGCGGCGACGACAACGCAGCCGGUGAGAAUCAGAAGCCCAAAAGCAAAAUAAAAGAAAGUAAGCUUCAAGUGAAAUUAGGCCAACAUUUGCAGCAGCGCCAACAGCGUUGAAGGCAAAAGCAACCAGAACGAGAAAAACAACAACAAUAAGAACACUUAAAAAGGGAUCAGCUUUAAAAUGGAAUUUCUGACAAAUUUCAUCAACAAUCAACAGAGUCUGUUGUCAAGUUACAUCGAUUUGGACUAUUCACUAUGGCUAUAUCGCUUUCUAACGCCACUGAUUGUUACUUUCCUGCUGCCGCUGGUGUUUGUAGCCCUCAUCUACAUAUCAUUCUUAGUGCUCUUCAUCUACAAGCUGCACAGGCAGGUCAUUAUGCGCGCUGUACAGACGAAUCGGAACUUUUGGCGCGUGGGACGCAAGAUUGUGGCCGCCAUUUGGGAUGCACAUGCGCGCAUCUAUCAUGGCUACGAGGUGAUUGGCAUGGACAAUGUGCCGCAGGAGGGACCAGCGUUAAUCGUCUACUAUCAUGGCGCCAUACCCAUCGACAUGUACUAUCUGAACUCACGCAUGCUGCUGCAACGCGAGCGACUCAUCUAUACGAUAGGCGAUCGCUUUCUGUUCAAGCUGCCUGGCUGGGGCACCAUUUCGGAGGCGUUCCACGUCAGUCCGGGCACGGUGCAGUCAUGCGUCAGCAUUUUGCGUGAUGGCAAUCUGUUGGCCAUCUCACCCGGCGGCGUCUAUGAGGCGCAGUUCGGCGAUCAUUAUUAUGAGCUGCUGUGGCGCAAUCGUGUCGGCUUCGCCAAGGUCGCCCAGGAGGCCAAGGUGCCUAUAAUACCUUGCUUUACGCAAAAUCUACGCGAGGGCUUUCGCCAGGUGGGCAUCUUUCGCACGUUCUUCAUGCGUCUCUACAACAAGGUGCGCAUACCAGUGUACCCCAUCUAUGGCGGCUUUCCAGUCAAGUUUCGCACAUACCUGGGCGCGCCCAUACCUUACGAUGAGAGCCUGACGCCGCAGGAGCUACAAAUCAAAGUGGCCACGGCCAUAGAGGAUCUGAUCAAUAAGCAUCAGCGUCUGCCUGGCAGCAUAUUGCUGGCGCUACUGGAUCGACUGCCUGCCUGCCUGCGACGCCAGCGCAACAGCUCUGUGACUGCGUCCAGCUCCAGCUCCAGUUCCAGCGCCAAAAGCAAAUCGGAAUAGCACUGUAGCUGUAAUCGUAGCAAUAAUUGUAAGCCUAAUUGUAGUUAUAGGCAUAGCUGUAGCUAUAAGCAUUAUUGUAACUUCAAGAUCCAAAACUCUCCAAUUGUUAAUAACUGUGUUAGAGCACUCAACAUACACUGAACGAGCUCAAGAAAUAAUUGCCUAAACGAAUGCGCCGUCAUAAGACUUUGUUCCAUGUACUUCUUCAUCUAACUUUAUACUUAAUGCUUACAUCUAAUACUUCCGUAUACACUAUAUGUACAAGUGCAAUGAUUCGCCUUAUAUCAUACAUACGAUAUGCUCCUCAUAUUGGGUGCUAACAUGUGUCUAGCAUACAUAGCCUUAAGUUCAAUAUCGAACAAUUCAAACAAUCUAGCAUUUUUAUACAAUUCUAUUAUUAUUUUU